Meleagris gallopavo (turkey) is the source of this 1116-nucleotide messenger RNA. The record is from RefSeq and is a predicted model, not a curated record. NCBI's taxonomy places the organism in Eukaryota, Metazoa, Chordata, Aves, Galliformes, Phasianidae.
UUUUCUUCUUUUUCCAGAAGCGACAUCCAACACAGAGAUCCCGGACAACAUCCCGGACAUGGAUGACCUGCUCACAUGGCUGAACACCGAAAGGGCGAGUCCUCAGGAGGUCCCCCAGCAGAACCAGGACCCUGUUGAAACUGAAACAAAGGGGACCGAAGGUACUGACAUUGCUGAACAGGAAAGUCUUCACGAUGAGCUGCUACCUGAACUAGACAGCCAGGAAAGGGCAGAGCUGCUGCGGUGGAUCGAUGCCACACAGCCACCGAGCCCAGACGUCCCCAGCAGCACAAAAACGUCACCAUUCAUCUCAGGGCUCCCUGACUUUCCCUGGGCCAGCAGGCAGCAAAACGGAGAGGCAGAGACUGAGGCCUGGAUCAGCAGCGACCUGUUCUGCACACAUCCAUCGUGCUCCAGGCAGCUCCCCAGGCCGCUGCCCUGCAUGCCUUUCCUGCUGCCCCGCAGCACAUCACCAGAGCUGCCCAUGCCGGCCCCCCUGGAUGUCCCAGCACCUCCUUCGCCCCGCACAGCACAUCUGAUAGAAGAGGCGAAGCGGAAGCAGCCCCGGGUGGUUCUCACCCGCCUGGCACUGCCACCCGGCUGCAUGUCCUGCCGUGUGCCAGACAACCACCACAAUGACGAUGACGGCACCGAGCCGGCCGAGUGCCCAGCGCCCGCCUGCACCACCAGCGGGCACCAGCAGUGCACUGGCAGCUUCCCAGCCAGGAAGAGGAAGCUGCCGCGUGGCCAGGACGCUCCAGGGCAGAAACGCCGGCGCUAGGCGAAGCUGGGUGGGCUCAGCACAAACGGGAGCCUCUGCAGAAACCGGCCCACCUGCUGCAGCAGGAGGCACGGCCACGGCCAACAAAUAAGGCUCCCUGUAGCCCUGGGCUCCUCGCCGGCCCUGCGGCACACAGAGCAGCAGCAGUGCUCCAGGGGCACCAGCACCGGCCCCAGCCCUACCCCUCCAACCCUGGCUGUCCACCACCACCACCUUGAACUGGGACAAUGUGGGACUCUAUUAGAUUUCAUUAUGUUACGGUAUUUUAUGUUAUAUUAUCUUCAAUUAUAUGAAAUUACAUUAAAUUACUAAACGUUUCGUGUUCUCUUUGCUAC